UGUUUUGGAAACAGGCAUGCGCUGAAGCACAUGAAGGAAGGCAGUGCAAUCAUCAACACAACUUCAGUGACCGCAUACAAAGGCCACCUUCAACUGUUGGACUAUGCAUCCACCAAAGGCGCCAUUGUUUCCUUCACUAGAGCUCUGGCUCUUCAGCUUGCAAGUAAAGGGAUUCGAGUCAACGGUGUCGCCCCCGGGCCGAUAUGGACGCCAUUGAUCCCGGCAUCAUUCGAUAAUGAAGAUAUCGAAAGCUUUGGGAAUGAUGUUCUGAUGAAACGAGCCGGUCAGCCGAUCGAGGUUGCUCCAUCCUAUGUGUUCUUAGCUUGCAACCACUGUUCUUCAUACUUCACUGGCCAAAUCCUCCAUCCCAAUGGUGGUACACUUGUGAAUGGGUAACGUCCC
This is a messenger RNA of Cucurbita maxima (winter squash), 402 nucleotides long. Its product is annotated as NADPH-dependent aldehyde reductase 1, chloroplastic-like. The record is from RefSeq and is a predicted model, not a curated record. Gene Ontology annotation, molecular function: oxidoreductase activity. The annotation marks the transcript as partial. The transcript is spliced from 2 exons. Lineage: Eukaryota; Viridiplantae; Streptophyta; Magnoliopsida; Cucurbitales; Cucurbitaceae.